Triplophysa rosa is the source of this 3154-nucleotide messenger RNA. RefSeq names its product WD repeat domain phosphoinositide-interacting protein 1. NCBI's taxonomy places the organism in Eukaryota, Metazoa, Chordata, Actinopteri, Cypriniformes, Nemacheilidae. Gene Ontology annotation, cellular component: cytosol; extrinsic component of membrane; phagophore assembly site membrane. Gene Ontology annotation, molecular function: phosphatidylinositol-3,5-bisphosphate binding; phosphatidylinositol-3-phosphate binding; protein binding. The record is from RefSeq and is a predicted model, not a curated record. Gene Ontology annotation, biological process: nucleophagy; autophagy of mitochondrion; protein lipidation.
GACUUCAGAAAAGAGAUGCAAUCUGUAAGAAACUGUGUCAUAUGCGAGUUUCAAGUACAAAAAAUAACACUGACGGUAUUGUUUCAGCAAGAAAGAGGACGAAGGAGAAAAGGGGAGAGAGAGAUAAAGAGACUUGUGACCAAAUGAAAUGGACUUUGUUCUUUUUUACCCACUAGGUUGUAUUCUUGGCCAAUCGUCAGCUCUUUAAGGUGCGGCUCCGUCUGCAACCAGGAAACUCCUGAGUGUGCAGCAAAAUAAGGCAUGGCAGAGACGUCUCGGUCCAAACUGCGGUUGAUACAUUCGACCAAAACAACUCCUCGUGCUGUUAUUGAGAGAGAAGGCAGCCAAUCACCAGCGGCAUUUUGAAAACCACGCACACUAGCCGUCGUAGACGCACAGGUGUAAGCCAAUCAGACAGAGCUUUCGAUCAGUAAGUCCAACCCAAGCGAUAUAGACGUGUCAUUUUAACCAAUAAGAUUCUUAAUAGUGCCGUGACGAGAAGAACGUCACGUGAUCUGUUUUUGCUUUAACUGAUUACUGUGCAUGUCAGCAACUGGACGCUGUAAAAAAGCAUUUCGAAAUAAUUUAACACAUUUACAAAUUGCCCAGUAAAUUUUGUUUAUUUUUUAAUGGACGGUAAAUUGAGACAAUAUAUGGGCACAUAUUGGCUAAAUGUAUUGCCAUUUAAAUCAUUGCUGAGAUGAUCGAACCGAUCCCAGGAGGUACAGAUAUCCGGUUCUGCCACUAACCGGGAGAGAUCCGAUGGCUCUCCAAAACUUCAGAGACUCGCUCCUCUGCGCCUCCUUCAACCAGGACAUAACGUCCUUGGCUGUUGGCGGUAUGAAUGGCUACAGACUUUUUUCUCUGUCCUCUGUUGACAGAAUGGAUUGUAUUCAUCAGGACGAAAGCCCUGAUGUGUACAUUGCCGAGCGGCUCUUCUCCAGUAGUCUAUUGGUGGUUGUGAGCAGAUCUACACCAUUUCGAAUGAACAUCUACCAUUUUAAGAAGGGCACAGAGAUCUGUAACUACAGCUACUCCAGCAACAUCCUCGCUGUCAAACUUAACCGUCAGAGACUUGUAGUUUGUUUGGAGGAGGCUCUGUACAUCCAUAAUGUCAAAGACAUGAAACUUCUGAAGUCUGUUCUCAACACACCACCAAACCCCAAAGGCCUGUGCGCACCUUCUGUCAAUCAUUCCAACUCAUACCUGGCAUACCCUGGGAGUAUCACCGCUGGAGAAAUUACACUUUAUGAUGCUAUGAAUCUGAGUAUGGUGACCAUGAUCUCCGCCUAUGCCAGCCCUGUGGCAGCAAUUUCAUUCAAUGCGCCAGGAACCAAUCUGGUCAGCGCUUCAGAAAAAGGCACUGUUAUAAGAGUUUUCAGCGUACCCGAAGGAGUCAAACUGUUUGAAUUCCGCAGAGGAAUGAAGAGGUACGUUAGCAUCAGUUCCUUGUCAUUCAGUGCCGAUGGACAGUUUCUAUGCGCCUCCAGUAACACAGAGACUGUUCAUAUCUUUAAACUGGAACCCCACAGUCCCAGUAAGGAGUCUCCCUCAUGGUCUUCGUAUAUGGAAAAGAUGUUCUCUGCUGCCAGCACGUACCUUCCCUCUCAGGUGUCAGACAUGAUGCAUCAGGACAGAGCGUUUGCUACCGUUCAUCUCAGUGUGUCCGGCCUGAAGAACAUAUCAGCUCUGGCCAUUAUCCAGAAGGUUCCACAUCUUUUGGUGGCUUCCUUAGAUGGUAAUUUCUACAUAUACAGUUUAGAUCCCCAGGAAGAUGGACACUGUCAUUUAGUAAAAAAACACAGAUUGUUUGAGAGUGACGAUGAAAAUCCAGUGGUGUCAGAUCUGGAGGUUGGAAGCCCAUCCUAUGCCUCAACUGUUGCUACAACCUCAAGCCAAGACUCUCCAUCCUCCAGUUCACUCACAGGUUAUUCUGAGGAUGGAGGUGCAAAGAAAGGAGAGCUGAUCCCAGAACAUGAGUUUGCAGAUGGACCAGUCCGUCUUGAUGACGAACAGGAGUUUCCUCCAGUUAACUUUCAGAACACCUGAAGUCUUUUAAAUCGGUCGUAAAAUCUUCAGAACAUUUGGAUGCCGUCUUUGAAGGAUGGCACAGGCACAGAUUAGUGCAGAAUGCUUUAUGCAGUGCUAGGUUUGGAUAUAAAUAUCAUAGUUGUUGAUAAAAUCAUGUUUAUCAAUUGAAUGGAUGGCACAGGAAGUUGAGCUGGAAUUUAAAUGUCAAGGAAUUUACUGAACUGAAUUCAGUAAACAGACAUUCAACACAGUCAAAUAAAACAUACAAAAUUACAUUAUAUCAGAUAAUACUUUCAAAACAAUGAAUGCAGUCAUUGUAACAAAUGUUUUACAACAUCACAAAAUGAAUCACAUAUUGUGGUAGCUUUUUAGGAACCAAAUUGUUCUUUUACCAUGCUCUAUGUGAGAUGAAAGUUAUUUUAUUAAAUUUAAUGGAUUUUAUAUAAAACAAAUUACACAUGAAUUAAAUAUAUACCAUAUAUAAAUUAAAUACAUUUUUAUUGGUAACACUUUAAUUAUUGAAUCACAUAAUUUAGUUACAAUUCUGCAUCCUAUUUGCUAUACUGAUAUGUAUAUUAUAUAUUAAAAUGAAAUGGCAUUCUUAAAUUCUCAAUAACACAAAAGCCUGGUAGAUAGAAGUAUCACUUCAAAUGCAGGGAUUAAGAAUUAGACUCAGCUAGGCUAAGUUUAUAAUACAUUCAAAUUACGUAGUAUGUUGUACAGCAUCUAGAGCAAAUGAUAGGUGUGUGUAUAAUACAUAUGUCAGAUCUGUCAGUUCUAACUGUGAAAUAAAUUCCAUAUGUGUUUCGAAAUGCUAAGCUACGAAGUAGGGUCAUCAUGAUGAGGGACUCUUUUCACCUUGUUUAAAGACAUGCAUAUAAACUACUCUCAUUAACAGGGUAAUUUUACUGUUUUAUUUGCAAAAUGGCCUAAGACGGUGUUGUACAGUAGUAUACUGAAUACAUGUUUGUUUUUUAUGGAACCCCUGUCUAAUAAAAGUUUACAAAAUAACAAUUAGGCUUUUGCAUAUUUGUCUUUGUUUGCUGUGCAGAUUUUAAAAUGAUUGUAAUUUUUUUAUUUUCACAAAAGUUGUAUAAUUUACUCGUAAGUGUACCUGGUUUAU